GUUCACAUCCCCGGCUUCAAUAGUUGAUCAUACUCCAUCAAAUAAGAUUAAAGAUUAAAAAGAAAUAGAAAUGAAUCAAGAAUAAUGUUUUAGCUUCGAAAAUGGCAGGUAUGAAUGCAAUUUGUGAUAGUGUAGACGACACCAUUUUACCCUCGGUAAUCAUUUUGAAAUAUGCGGAAAGAAAACUUCACGGGGACCUCACUAAAUACGAAGAUUUAAAGAAUGGAGAAACCAGCAAUUGUUUGGUAAUAGCGGAUGAUCCAGCCGGUGACGACACUCCAAUAUAUGAGUGUCAACUAGAACCUCUGGACUUGACAAUGAUGAGUGAGUUAAACAACAGUUUAAAACAACUAGGAAUAAAGCGGCCAGCGGACUUCAUUGGAAAUGACAAAAUUAAACAGCGAAGAGUCAAUUCUGACUUAAGAGUGAAGGCAGAUAACUUAAGAAGAGCAAAGCAGGACGAACCAAGGCAAAGAAAAGUCAAGGAAUGGUGGAAGACAUAAAUUUAAAAAACUAGGAAUUGGAAGAAGUUAAUGAUCGACCGAUAUAAUAAAUCUCAUGACUCUUUCUGUGUGGGAUAUAUUGGUCAGUUUUGUUCAAAAUGAAAUCAAUUUUGAUGAAACUAUGUACAGUUACUAAUUUAGCUAAACACAAAUACUUGUUAGUACUCUUAAAGUGUUUUUUUUAUAUACUCAAUUAUUCAUAUAUAAUAUUUGUUCUAUUGUAUUAUUUCUGAACAAACAAAAAUGAUAUAAAAUUAGUUAACUUAGUGGUAUUUAGUUCUUACUGGUAG
Molecule: messenger RNA, 793 nt
Organism: Nezara viridula (southern green stink bug)
Lineage: Eukaryota; Metazoa; Arthropoda; Insecta; Hemiptera; Pentatomidae
Source: the annotation of a GenBank genome assembly